Molecule: messenger RNA, 1401 nt
Organism: Eruca vesicaria subsp. sativa (arugula)
Lineage: Eukaryota; Viridiplantae; Streptophyta; Magnoliopsida; Brassicales; Brassicaceae
Source: the annotation of a GenBank genome assembly
AUGUCGCAAAUGAAGAUGGGUGACAACAGGAAAAUCGAAGGAGCAGUAGACUCGAUCAGCAACUUACCAGAUGAGAUCCUCCAACAACACAUACUAUGCUUUAUUCCAACCAAAAUAUCGAUCAGCACAUCCCUUUUGUCUAGACGAUGGAGGCAUGUAUGGUGUGAGGUACAUUCUAUCUCCUUAGAUGUGGAUACACUGACUGCAGCUUCGGUAAACGAAACCCUAAACCGCUACGCAGCUCCCAAGACGAAGAAUUUUCACCUCAGAAUAAAACCCAUUACAGAGAACAAACCAUACAUCGACAGGUGGAUCAAGUGGGCCAUGUCACACAACGUUGAGAGUCUCUCCCUCGAUUUAUGUUUUUCUCAUUUUAAAUAUGAGCUUCCUGAUUUCUUUUUCAACAGCUCUUCUGUCAAGCAACUCAAAAUUAAUUUACAAUUUUAUCAUAUGAUUGUUUUGCAACCCGAAUGCACUAUCUCUUGGACAUCCUUGCAGAAGUUAUCAUUGACUUCUUGUAGUCUCUCUAAUGAAUCCAUGGCUAAGAUUCUAUCCGGUUGUCCGGUUCUUGAGAACUUAACCUUCGAUUACUGGAAUGAACUAAAUGUUCUUGAUCUCAGCAAAUCCCUACGUCUGAGAACAUUAGAAUUACAACGUGACGAGUGGUAUCAGGGGCCAAGGCAGAUUGUGGCACCACACAUCCAUUGUCUCAGAUUGCAUGACUCUGGGUUAUCAUGUACUUUGGUUGAUGUCUCUUCUUUGGCCGAAGCUAAUCUUGAAAUUUCCUGUGUCUCAGACCGCUACACUGACCGCAUUUAUGAUCUUGAAACCAUGGGGCUAAAGAUGCUAGAAAAGUUACAUAAUGUUGAGAAGCUUACGUUUGGGGGAAACUUUAUUCAGCUUUUAUCUCUUGCUGAGAUUCGUGGUCCUGUCCCGAUACUCUGGGGUGGUGCUCCUUUCCCGAUACUCAAGGUCAAAGCAUUGACUCUUGAUAUAAAUAUUUGUCAGUAUGUUAUUCCUGGCAUAGAAAGACUGUUACAAAACUCACCUGAUUUAGAGAAGCUAAAAGUACGUGGAAGGACUCGCUUCCAAGUACCGGAGGAGUUUGCUGGCAACUACUUGAAAUUACGAGGCUUUAACGUGAACAAAUGCUGGAGAUCAAAAGAUGGAGUCUCUUGGAACAAGUGUUGUGAGGAUUUGAAAUCUGAGCAUGUGUCUUCAUUAGUGGAACUUGUGCUUAAGAACACUGAGAAACUAGACAAGAUGGUCGUAUUGUUGGAUGAACGUUACCUUAAUUUUAAAAUUGAAGACGUGGUGGUUCCAACACUUCCUCGCAACAAAAGUGUCAACGUUGUGCUCUCCAAUACCAAGUUGAUGGGAUCAGAUUCAGAAGAGUGGUGA